Molecule: messenger RNA, 266 nt
Organism: Paramecium octaurelia
Lineage: Eukaryota; Ciliophora; Oligohymenophorea; Peniculida; Parameciidae
Source: the annotation of a GenBank genome assembly
AUUAUGGGGGAUUUUCAUUUACCACCUCCCCUUACUUUUGGAUUAUAUUUGCUGAAAAACUAGAAGGCAAUAUUGGUUUCAAGUGCUUAUGCGCAAAAACUUUCAACACAAAAAUAAGAAGUAAGCUGAAGAGAAUGUAUCGAAAUUAUUGUUAAAUUUAGUCCUUUAACCAUUUUUUAAGCGCUAUUUAAAGGAAAAACUGAUAGUUUGAAAUUAAGUAUAUCACCUUUUAUUUUAUUUCUAUACAUAUGGUCAAAUAUUUAUAC